AAGAGCUACUGCCUGCCCUCCAACGUCACCUAGAAGUGGCGCUGGAGCUGCAUGCUUUACAAGGAAUCAAAACCAAACCCAACAAACAGCCCCAGAAGAGCUAGAAAAAUAAGUUUCAAGUUUUUGAAUGAAACAAAUGGCUGAGCCAGGAAGAGUUACCUUGAAGCUGAUGUUUACCGGGCAUUGCCUGAGGAUGAUAUUACAGAAAAAUCCCAAUAUUCGUGAAGGCAUUAAUUUCGACCUGCCUGAGGUCGUCGCCAAAGCACCAAACUUUCCCCGGGUGACCCACGUUGGGGGUGACAUGUUUAAGUUAAUUCCUGAAGCUGACGCAGUCUUCAUGAAGGUGCGUCUCCUUUUCCUAGUUUCCUCUUGCCCAAUUGGUCGCAAGGAUUGUGGUAGUCCUUUUUGUCUUUAACUAGAAAAUCUUGGUGCUCAGAAUCAACCCAUAAGAUUUCUUACUGUUGUAGGAUCAAAUACUAUUUCUCAUUCAAGCAAUAUAUACUUGUAUGGUUUGGUGGUAGAGUCACUUCUUCUUCUUCUUCUUCUUCUUCUCUUUUUUUUUUUUUUUUUUGAAUAAAUUGGUAAGGGUGAG
Molecule: messenger RNA, 592 nt
Organism: Rubroshorea leprosula
Lineage: Eukaryota; Viridiplantae; Streptophyta; Magnoliopsida; Malvales; Dipterocarpaceae
Source: the annotation of a GenBank genome assembly